Messenger RNA from Silurus meridionalis, 10578 nucleotides. RefSeq names its product hyperpolarization activated cyclic nucleotide-gated potassium channel 4 (gene hcn4). The coding region runs from base 296 to 3958 and encodes 1220 amino acids. The transcript is spliced from 9 exons. Gene Ontology annotation, molecular function: voltage-gated potassium channel activity. Lineage: Eukaryota; Metazoa; Chordata; Actinopteri; Siluriformes; Siluridae. Gene Ontology annotation, biological process: potassium ion transport; transmembrane transport. Gene Ontology annotation, cellular component: membrane. The record is from RefSeq and is a predicted model, not a curated record.
UAAGCCAGCGCCUCCUCGACUUUCCUUGUUGAUUAUUGACAGCCGAUAGGGGGAUCUGGAGGCUUGAAGCCUCACUAACGCCCAUGACCUCCGCACGUCUCCUCUCCAUCCAUCCUCCCGGCGCCUUCAUGGUGAGGCAGCCCCAGACCUGCUUUGUCUUUUUGUUGUUGUUAUUGUUGUUGUUGUUUUUUUUGGAAUGGAAUAGAGAAGCUCAGUUCCAUGCAUCUGGAGUGGGCAUGUCCUGAUUGAACGGGAGCGCGCAGACCAUUUGAGCUAACAGGUUGCAUCUCUCCAUAUGCGCAAAAGGCUUUACAGUUUGCCACAGCACGUCGGCCGGAGCUCUUCGACCAUGUGCGACGGGGAGGACGGGGACCGGGACACACGCCGGAGGAGCAUCCGAAUGAAGCCGCUGCCGUCUCCGUGCGCCGGCGAGAGCAGCUCGCGGAGCGCGGACGCAGCGUCAGUGGCGUCGGCGGCGGACCCGGAGGCGGCCCGGGGCGCCAAAAGCAACUCAAACGGCGAUUGCAGAAGGUUUCGCGACAGCCUGUCAUCACUCACCGGCCGCCACAGCCACGAAUCCGACUCGGCUGAAGAGAAGCGUCUGAUCACCGAGGCGGAACCGAGCCCGAGCGAGGAGAGCCCCACUGGGGCGAGAGGAGGAGGUAGUGGCGAUGGCAGCACCGCGGCUGAUGUGGAACCGGGAGCGCGCAACGCUUCAGAAUGGUACCCGGGCUUUGACAAGCUGGACGGCGGCAUUGAACACGUUCUGCCCGAUGAUGAGAGGUACUACCAGGCGGGGUUCAUGCACAGGCAGUUCGGUGCCAUGCUCCAGCCCGGGGUUAACAAGUUCUCCCUGAGGAUGUUCGGAAGCGAGAAGGCGGUGGAGCGCGAACAGGAGCGCGUAAAGUCGGCCGGCUUUUGGAUUAUACACCCCUACAGUGAUUUCAGGUUCUACUGGGAUCUCACUAUGUUGCUGCUGAUGGUGGGAAACUUGAUCAUCAUUCCCGUGGGCAUCACCUUUUUCAAGGACGAGCACACUCCUCCCUGGAUCGUCUUCAACGUUGUCUCUGACACCUUCUUCCUCAUGGACCUGGUGCUAAACUUUCGCACGGGCAUCGUCAAGGAGGACAACACGGAGAUUAUACUGGACCCUCAGCAGAUUAAGAUUAAGUAUCUGCGCUCAUGGUUCGUAGUGGACUUCAUCUCGUCGAUCCCGGUGGACUACAUCUUCCUUAUUGUAGAGACGCGGAUCGAUUCAGAUUUCUACAAGACGGCGCGGGCGCUCAGGAUUGUUCGGUUCACAAAGAUACUCAGUCUGUUACGUCUGCUGAGGUUGUCCAGACUCAUACGCUACAUUCAUCAGUGGGAAGAGAUUUUCCAUAUGACCUAUGACCUGGCCAGUGCGAUGGUGCGUAUUGUGAAUCUGAUUGGCAUGAUGCUCCUGCUGUGCCACUGGGAUGGCUGCCUGCAGUUCCUUGUACCCAUGCUGCAGGAUUUCCCUCCAGACUGCUGGGUUGCCAAAAACAAGAUGGUGAACGAUACGUGGGGCCAGCAGUACUCAUAUGCCCUCUUCAAGGCUAUGAGUCACAUGCUGUGCAUUGGUUAUGGCAUGUACCCUCCAGUGGGAAUGACAGACGUUUGGCUUACCAUCCUGAGCAUGAUCGUCGGAGCAACGUGCUAUGCUAUGUUUGUUGGCCAUGCCACAGCGCUCAUCCAGUCUCUGGACUCCUCACGGAGGCAGUAUCAAGAAAAGUAUAAACAAGUGGAGCAGUACAUGUCCUUCCACAAGCUGCCUGCAGACAUGCGUCAGAGGAUCCACGACUACUAUGAGCACCGUUACCAGGGGAAGAUGUUUGAUGAGGAGAGCAUCCUGGGGGAGCUGAAUGAGCCCCUCAGGGAGGAAAUAAUCAACUUUAACUGUCGGAAACUGGUGGCGUCCAUGCCUCUGUUUGCCAAUGCUGAUCCGAAUUUCGUGACAUCAAUGCUGACGAAGCUGCGUUUCGAGGUUUUCCAGCCUGGAGACUACAUCAUCCGAGAAGGCACCAUCGGGAAGAAGAUGUACUUCAUACAGCAUGGAGUUGUUAGCGUGCUCACUAAAGGGAACAAGGAAACCAAACUGUCAGAUGGUUCCUACUUUGGAGAGAUCUGUUUGCUGACGAGAGGAAGACGUACAGCAAGUGUCCGGGCGGAUACAUACUGCCGUCUUUACUCUCUAUCAGUGGAUAACUUCAAUGAGGUGCUCGAAGAAUACCCCAUGAUGAGGAGAGCCUUUGAGACGGUUGCUCUGGACCGGCUCGAUCGUAUAGGAAAGAAGAACUCUAUAUUGCAGCACAAGGUUCAGCAUGACUUAAGCUCCGGUGUCCUUAACUAUCAGGAAAACGAGAUCAUCCAGCAGAUAGUGCAGCAUGAUCGAGACAUGGCGCAUUGUGCCCACCUAAUGCAAAACCAACGUCCCCCAGCUCCUCCAUCACCCACUCCAGUCAUCUGGGCCCCACUCAUCCAGGCUCCUUUACAAGCGGCUGCUGCUACAACAUCAGUUGCUAUUGCCCUGACACAUCACCCUCACCUGCCUCCGACGAUUUUCCGCCCUUCUACCUCCUCUUUGGGUUCAGCAAAAGAAGCACAGAGAAACAGGUUUCAGGUUGUACCAACAUCAACAGCUCCUGGUUCAGCAGGAGAGUCACCCUCGAGCACUCCUUCAAAGCCUCGUACUGGAGUGGACACUCCUUUACUUGCAUCCUUCCGGGCACAUCAUUCAACAGGUCCAGCUGGGUCAGGCAGUGGCAACAACCAAGGCUCACGAAGCAGCAUAAGUGGAGUUUUACAUCCUGGGCCUGGUCAGGCUUCAACAUUCCCUACUGGAAAUUAUUCCGGAUCAGCAUCUCCCACAUGUAGUACAGCACAGCUCCAUCCUCCACCAAAACACAAGCAGCCCUUCCCGCCAAGUACCCCACCACUGUCCACUCACCUUCAACAAGGCAGCACAGGUGCUGGUACCUUGUCUGGGGCAGUAGGUGGUGCAGUAAGCAUUGCUGUAAGUGGAGCAAUGGGUAAUGUGUCUAGUGAGUUGAGCACAAGUGGGUCCCCUCUGGGUCAAUCAGGUGGUGCCACUUGUGGGCUUUUGACCACACCAUCUUCAAAUAUUAGCCCUCUUUCAACUGGAUCAUUCAGCCAUGCCUUGAAUCAACCCCUUCAUAGUCAGCAAUCACAAAAUACCAAACAGACAUCAGCAUUUCAUCAGUUUGCUGGUGGGGGUGGCAGGACUUCUAGCACACUCAACCUCUUCCAUACACCCAUAACUGGAUCGCCAUCCUCAACCCUUUCUCACAUUACUUCAGCUCUUGAAGGGUCUCCUACAUCAAACACACAAUCCUUCAACCCACGGUUCUCCUUUUCUUCACAGUUGCCUUUAGAAAGGUCAGCAUUAGCAUGUUUAGCUCAAUAUGGCUCAGCUAAUGCUUCUCCCUGCUACACUCCUCUAGCCCCCAGCCCUACAGUCCAAAGUCCUGGGAGAACUUUCCAAUAUAGUGAUCCCUCCAGUGCUGCAGGUUCCCACAGCUCUCUGCUUAUGCCCCAGCAUUCCUGCCCCAUUCAGUUACCCAGCUGUAACACAUCAGGAACUGAAUCACCGAUUGGCCGAUUCUCUGAAGAUAUGAAACUUUUGUCCAGCUCUCACCCUUUGCUAAGUGAAGAGGUAGCCCAGGUAAUGGCUCACUCCUCCCCUCGAUCAUCUAUCGAACCUGGCUGCCGCCUCUCCCCUUACUCUUCCCCGACACUGAUGCCUAAGCCGUGCAGCUCCAUAUUGGGGCACUUUGCAUCCCCCUUACAGACUUCUCCCAGUACACGGCACCACACUCCCAGCAUAGGGACAUCACCCUCCCUUCCAUUUCGCAGAUCGUCAGAGGCCCAUCCUUCCGAACUGGAACCACUUUGCGCCAAACUUUCCUCUAAUUUGUGAGAUUAGUUCACACCCUCCUGUUCACCUGUGGGCCUGUAACUGAGUAAUAACAACGUUUUUUUUGUGACACUUUUUAUUUUAUUGUCUAUCUAGAUUACACUGUGUUUUAAACUUAUUUUAGGAUAUCUAAAUAUUACUGUGAUAAAAAAGGUGUAACCACGUAAAUUAGAAGUUUAGAUUACUCGUUUUGCUUUGCCAUUCUCUAUUUUUUAUUCAUUAAUAUAUAAGUAAAAACUAUCUAUUUAAAGCUAUUUUGAUCAACCAAUAGGAGGGUGUGAGAUACUGCGUCCAUGAUUAUUCAAGACCAUCCAUUUUUCGCAUUUCAUCAGGUUGUGCAUUUGAAAUGGACCACACAGAAGGACUAUUUUGCAGGAACCUAUGCACUGAAGCCUGCGUUCGGAAUUUUUUCUGUGUUCGAUCUUUUUAGUCAAAAAGAGAAAGUCUAAACUCUAUCCAGGAUCACAUAUUGUUGAUCCUUAUAUGUAUCUAUGGGAUUAUAUGUACUUAUUCACUGUUUAUUUACUUUAUUUUGCAAAACAUUAUGAUAUAUAAUGUUCAAUGUGUUGAAGGGAAUUUAGCAAACCAAAAAAAAAAAAAAAAAAAAAAAGAAAGAAAGAAAGAAAAAAAAAAGUUUUUUUUUCUCAAAUAAUAGCACACCUUUUGGCCUACACCUUAUGGAUUUUCUCUUGAAUCACAGUAUUGUAGUAAUAUUGGAGUGGAAUUCAGGUCCUCUAUAAUGGGGGAACAAAAGAAGAAAUGAUAGAAACAGGGAGCCUUCAGCAGUGUCCUAAAUAUUCACUUUUGUCUUCCAGGUUCAUAUGGCAGAUGUUGGAAAUGAGUGGUGUGUGUGUGCGUGUUUUCUGAAAAUGGCUUGAUGCAAAGCAACAAUCUUAGUUUUGCCUUUUGAUAUAAAAAUAGAACUUCCAUUUGACGCCUAUGUGUAGAUAUUUCUAGGAAAAGGUUUUCACAGAAUCAAUAACAGGUCAACCAUAAAAUAAAGAGAUUACUCGAUGUAGCAUGCAUGGAAAAUAAAUUGCUGAAUUUUCAACACCUACAGCAUUAAAAUGAACUCAGUGAUGGAUGAACACUUUCAGUGUGGACAGAUGGACACAGAAAGGUUUAAUUCAACACUAGCAAUAUUGCUGUGUACACAUAGCUUUCUUCUUAGCUUUGGUUCAAGAAUACUUUAGUGUCAUUUAUUUUCAUAUAGAAAUGUGUAUUUAUUUGUGCUUUAUCUUUUUUCCAUAACUGAUUUGUUUUUAUAUUGGGAAUAAAUAAGAUGAAUGUAUCAUAUUGAGGUAAAAUAUUGUAAUAAGGCCUGCACAUUACAAAUUUAUCAUUUAAUAUAGUCUAAAACAGAAACUGUUGGAACUUACCCAGCUCGGUUUCACUUUUUUUAUUCCCACACACAAAAAUUGUUAUAUAAAUAUGGUGAUAAACAUAAUGUAUAUCAAGUUUUUAACUAUUAAAUGUACUGGAGCUGGCUGCAUAGGCCUGUGGGUAAUAACUGGGGUAGCUAAACAGCUAAAUAGCCAAAUAAAGUAAUAUUUAACUCUGGUCAUGAAUAAAUAAAAGGUAAUACAUCUGCUGUUAUUAGCUGCUGUCACUCUCAACUUAAACUCAGUAAAAAUUUUAUUUUGCUCUUAUACGGUCACUUGAAGCUAAGUUCGGGCAAACAAACAAUCUUUACUAGCUAGCUAGUUCCUAACUUGCGUAUAUUACCAACUGAAGAUUACCAACUAAAGUUUUAGAUUUUUAGUUUUUGGGUAUUCAGUGUUACAUUUACAUGUCGUAAGAAAAUAUUUCAUAAUGACAUAACAUAAUGAAAGCUUGACUGAGGUAAAAUUGGCCAGCAAGCCCCUUAAUUGCGAUCUAACCUAUGGAGUACAUAAAAACCAUGUUGCAUUCAAUUAGUGAGUUGAUCCACUAGUAGAUAGUACUGUCAGACAAAUGAAAAAAAAAAAAAAAAGAUGUGUUUUUCAUCUUUCUUCUUGCUAAUAGGUUUACUGACAGAUGAUUGUAUGUGCUGGCCAGGUGAGACAGUUUAUUUCCUCUUUGAGAGAAAACACUGAUAUUGAUGAAAAACAUUUCCUGUCAGCUUUCUGCCUUUUAAAGGGCAAAGACAGAUGGAAAUAAAUAAUGUACCCACCUGAGAAAAAAAAACAGUAUCCCCACCUGAGAAACCCUGACCCGAGUAAAGUUAACAAGUUGAGGAAAUCUUGCAACUUUUGAAAGGCUUGAGACGUUCGCAUUGAGGGGGGCACAAAUGCAACAAGACACUGAUGCAUCGAGGCGGUGAUGUGUAGCGACAGACCGCCCAAGGUGUGACAUGUAGACGAGGCCCCCUGUGGGCCGUUCAGGAUGAAGUGUGUUCCAGGAAGGUCUUCUGAGGCAACUUCACUGCAAGUUAUGAUUGUUUCUGAGCACUUGUAGAAAAAAAAAACAUCCUGAGGAGGCUGGCUAUUGAUUGCAUUAUUGGACACAGCUUUGGAAGGUUUUGAGACCAAAGAGGAGAUGUUUUUUUUGUUGUUGUUCAGAAAGCAAGAAAAAGCUUAGUGCUUAACUUUUGGUCGAUGGCAGUGGAGGGGUCAAAUCCAGAAAGACUGUGGUAAAAGAGAGAGAGAGAAAGAGAAAGAAAAACAGCAAAAGAAGGAGAGUGUAUGAGAUUGAUUGAUUAGAGGGUAGACUGACCCAACCGAGAAACCUGAUCAUUAGCAGAGACAAGGACUGCAGUUCAUCAAUAACACCAGCCUGAAGCUGUCAAUCAAGCAUGGCUGUCACUCUGGCCUUGGCUCAUCUCGGCUUACACCUCUCAGCUUAUAUGAAUCAGUCACUUUUACACAUGAUUCAUGGUUAGUGGAGAUGGAAUCGUACACAGCCAAAGCCUCUUAGUCAAUCUUCAGAUGACUGACUUUUAGCAUGCACUACUUGAAUCUUGGGGUCUAAUUUUGAGAAUUGAUUUUAAAUCUGUAAUAAUCACAUAGCAACAUACCUGCUGUAUAACCAAACAGAUCAGAGUUACUUUAGUUUUGGCUUCUGUUUCAAUUUUCCAGUCCCGUUGAGGCAAAGGUGCUCACCUCAGCUCUUUGCUCUAAAAGAAAAUCUAUUAAAUGUAAACUCUCAGAAUAAAAAGGGUUCCUCAUGGGUUCUAAUAUUCUACCUUCUCUUACUUCGAUUCUUGUGCUGUUAUAGAAUAGCUUUUGUUUGUCAAAAAUACAUUACAGCACAAGGGAAAUUAUUUUCUUCACAUAUUCCAGCUUGUUCUGAAACUGGGGACAGAGCAUAGGGUCAGCUAUGAUACAGCACCCCUGGAGCACAGAGGGUAAGGGCCUUGCUCAGGGCCCCAAAAGCAGCAGCUUGUUGAUACCAGGGACUGAAUCCCCGACCUUCCAAUCAAUAGCCUAGCACCUUAAACUCUGAGCUCCCACUCAACAGCAAAACAAUUUGUUGUAUAGGAUGACAGAUGGAGUGUUUCUUAAAAGAAUGUGUGUUAAUAGAGAUGAUGGGGCAGUUUUUCAUCAAGGUUGAGCAGAAUAUAGCAUUUUUGGGCCAUUGUGAGUAAUUUAUGGAAGGAAAAUCACUACUUCUUCCAUAGAACAGGAAACAGGUAUCUAUAGCUGGCUAGCUAGUUCAAUGUUUGUAAGUAAUGAGACAUUAUGUUAACCAAGAAGCAGAAAUAAAUGCAGGAAAAUGUGAAAAAUAUUGAACCCCAAACACCUUUACCCAGUAAUUUUAGUUAUACGUAGUUGAGGGUUAAGGCCCUUGUUUAAGGGCUCAGCAAAGGCAAAUUGGUGGUGCUACAGUUUGAACUCCAAAGUUGAACACCUUCACCCCUGAAAUACCUUCUCCCUCACAUCCACCCAUGAUCUUGACUGGUGUUAUUAAGGUAUCCAGCAAGGAGCUAAAUUUCCCUUUUAUUUAUUUUCACGACACAAAUAAAAAAGGUUACUCAAGGCUUCUUUGGGUUGUUUGUUUUACAAAAGGAAAACCUUGUACAGGGUUAAACAGCUGAACACAUCAUAGCAUCUUCACGCAUUGACGUCUGAAGGUUAAACCUCAACCUAUCCUGGCAAUCCUCCCUAAUUUUAAGCUAAAGACAUCAUUUUGUAUCCAAGAAAAGAGUAUCAUUUCAGCAAUAAAAACUGCACAUCUAUGCAUAUACAUUUACUCCUUCAAGAAAUGCAACCUGGAGACAAUCCAUCUGGUAUCAUCCAUUUUUUUGAUUUGUAGUAGUUUUAAUAACACAGCGUGUACCGAUUCCAAUUGGGAGUGCUCCCAAUUUUGGCACCCAAUCUCAGUCAUGCUCCGUUCGCUUUUAUGCCGUGUUGCUGAGCCAUGAGGAAGCGCUCGUAAAGCGUUGGUGCAGGUGGUAAUGAAAUCGUUCGCAGUGAUUGAGGAUUAGGUUUCACACUAACAGGUCUGAGGCGAGGGGUUUGUACAAGAUGCGGUGUGUUUUUCAUGACUGGCUCCAUCGUAACUUAUUCAUGGAGUCAUAUUCAUUUUGAGAGAUGACUGGCAGAAACAUGGUGACGCACAUGCAUAUUUGUGUCACCAGGUGUAAGAAAGGAUGUUUUUGAGAUUGAAAUUGCUUCAGGGGAACAGGGAAAGCAGGGACUGCAUAACUCUGUUGACGUCGAUCUGAAGGAUGUUUUCUAGGCAUGUCCUCAGAUUAGUUUUCUUCAUUAUUUGUACUUUCACUCUAACCAAGCAGAACACCCAAGCAGAACUGUGGUCUUAUGGUCCAUCAAUUCUAGGGACAGAGUUUUCGGCCCAAAAUGUUAAAAGCACUGGUGCUGAAAUGCUCUCAGUCAAGCGUUGCUGCCACUAUGGCCUUGAUCUGAAGGCCAAAAGAGUUUUGGUUCUUGAAACUCACUGUGAGCAGUCAGGCUAUGACAUCUUUCAACUUAAUCCAAAUCAUGUUAAGGCAUUUUUUGCUACCUUCCUUUUUUCAAUUUUAGUCUUGUUUUUUAACCUUUUUUGUGAAGUACUUUUCUGAUUUUGUCAUUUCUUUGGAAUUUGGAUUCUUUUCACCCACAAAACAGCAAAUUUGUUAUUAAGCAAAUUAAUAAUGGUUUUAAUAGAAAAAACUAAGAAUGUUGACUAAACUUUGGGAACAUUUCCAAAGUCAAUCAAUAACCAAACUUCUUUGGCUGAGGUGAAUCUUAUUGGUAUUAUAGGCAUAAUUAUCAUAAUGAUAGAAUAUUAAUAUAUAAUAUUUCUAUUAAUAAAUAUUUCCCUAACUCUGGUAUGCACUCAGAUAAGAGGUUUAGUUUGGAUUAGAUUAUUAACUGUCAUGCUUUUUUUUUUUUGAAGAUUUUAUGUUGUGGAUGGAAAGUUUGUUUGCUUUCAUCUAAAAGUCAUCUUCUGGACGUGGUCCAGAGUAUAUUCCCUUAACACUGGGUGCCAGGUUGUCGAAUCUUACACAUUGUCUGUAUUUCAAGUUUCUUGUGGGUUUUCUGGUUUUCUCCUGUAGUCCUGUAAAUGGAUUGGACUGUCGUAAUGAGUGUAUGCAUGUUCCUCUGCUAAGGACUGGCCUCCUAUUCAGAGAUCUCCUGUUCCCUGAAGGGGUCUUCACAUCCAUCAUGACCCUAACCAUGAUAUAGCAAUUGCAUAAGAUAAAUAUGGUUUUCAGAUGGACAACGUGUCAGACAAGGAAUGAUGGAAGUUCUGCAUUUUGUUAAAAGACAAAUGGAUCUCAAAUGUCCCUAGCAAACAUUUCUGUUCUUGAAAAGACUAUACAUGUAAACUUCUUUCAGAUUUUCCCUUAUAGACCUGAUUUGGAUUUAAAUUUUCUCUGUUAGAUGGCAUUUGCAAUUUGACUGUGUAGGCCUUCUGUAUUUCUGACUUAGAGAUUAAAAGAUCAAGUCGUUUUAAUGAUGAUCUGCUUAUAGGCAGCCUGAAAGAGUGCUAGUGUGUGUGUGUGUGUGUGUGUGUGUGUGUGUGUGUGUGCGUGCGUGUGAGCAAUGUUUAAUCCUGUGAAAGGAGUGUGAACUUACAAAGACUCCCCUGAAUCUUAUCCUGUGCUUCGGAUGGUUUUGACAGGGAGCAAAUUAGGGCUCGUUCUUUCUGAGACACUUUCCUUAGCAUCGGUUUUUCAGACCUAUGUCACUUACAUGAAGUCGAUUGAUGUAUUAUAUUUAUGUAAACAGAUUUCGAUACGGUAUAUACAUGUAUAUUUACAUUGGACCUAUUUAUUUUUCCUGCGUUGGUUUUAUAUUGGUUUAACGAUCAUGACACAUUUGUUUCGGUGUUUGGAGUGUGUGUGUGUGUCAUUACUGGUUAUUUCCUCAGAGAUGUAUUGUAAGCGUUGUAUAAUCUGAAAUGAGGGAAAAUUUGCCAUUUCUCAUGUCACUUUUUUCAAAUGUCCAGUUAGCAUAUAUAAAUCUAAUACUUUGUUUUUGUUUUUUUUUUCGUUUGUUUUACUUCAAAGACUAUGGGAAAUAGCAAUAAGUAUUAUGUACAGGUGUUGUGGGACAUAACAAUUGCAGACAUUUUGAGGACAUUAUGAUGUCCACACACCUAUCCACAAGGUAGCAGCACCUGUCGUCUGUGGCACACUUCACGGAUGGACGCAUCUACAGAGUGGAAUAAAAAAAAAUGGACUUAUAAUAAGCACACAA